Molecule: messenger RNA, 408 nt
Organism: Penicillium angulare
Lineage: Eukaryota; Fungi; Ascomycota; Eurotiomycetes; Eurotiales; Aspergillaceae
Exons: 1
Coding region: 1-408 (135 amino acids)
Source: RefSeq, a predicted model, not a curated record
AUGGAAAAAGCGGAAACUUCUCUCCUCUCUCCGCCGUCUGAGGCUGCCUCCGCCAUUCCACUUGAUUCACCAAUCCGGACUACGGCCAUUCACCCCGAUCUCCCUGAAAUUCAGGUACCAAGUGAGCCGUUACCAGUCUAUCGCUACCAUCCGAUCACCUGCCAACCGAUUGAAGAGCAAGAUGUGCAUUCUGAACUUGAACAAUUGCGACAAGACUUCCCGACUCGCGAGACGGCAUUGAGAGCACAGGAGCAGGCCGCUAAGGAAAUAAAGCGCAAAAUCGAGGAAGCUGAGAAGAAGAGAGAGUAUAUCCAAAGAGAAAUGGACAAGAAGAACAAGGAAAGAGAUACCGAGCUUAAGGUCGUCUCCAAAUACCACCAAGUGAAGGCAUCGGACAUUCCAUCUUGA